Messenger RNA from Contarinia nasturtii (swede midge), 583 nucleotides. RefSeq names its product potassium voltage-gated channel subfamily KQT member 5-like. Gene Ontology annotation, cellular component: membrane. The annotation marks the transcript as partial. The record is from RefSeq and is a predicted model, not a curated record. Gene Ontology annotation, biological process: potassium ion transport; transmembrane transport. The transcript has 5 exons. Gene Ontology annotation, molecular function: voltage-gated potassium channel activity. Lineage: Eukaryota; Metazoa; Arthropoda; Insecta; Diptera; Cecidomyiidae.
UGCAUGUAAGCUAAACGAUAAAAAUAGGGCCGAUCGCCUUGCACAACCUCGAAUGUCGCUGCUGGGGAAACCAAUAAGUUAUAAUCGUGGCGCACGUCGUGAUGCCCGUUAUAGAAGGCUUCAAAGUCGUGUUUACAAUUUUUUGGAACGACCAAGGGGCGUACCGGCCAUUUUGUAUCAUGUUCUUGUAUUUUUAAUGGUAUUCACAUGCUUGGCCUUGAGCGUUUUCUGCACAAUAGACGAAUACGAAGAUCAAGCAAUUGAUAUACUACUCAAAAUGGAGAUAGUAGUUGUUAUCUGGUUUACAAUGGAGUUUUCUGGACGACUAUGGUCAUCAGGCUGUCGCUCCCGCUAUCAAGGGCCUAUGGGUCGCUUGAAAUUUCUCAAACGACCAUUUUGUAUCAUAGAUGUUGUAACAAUCGGUGCAUCGAUAAUCGUAAUAGGUAUGGGUACAUCUGGUCAAGUAUUUGCAACUAGUGCACUGCGUGGUCUACGAUUUUUUCAAAUUCUCCGAAUGGUGCGGAUGGAUAGAAGAGGCGGCACAUGGAAAUUACUUGGAAGCGUUGUAUAUGCUCAUAGACAA